AAUUCGUUUUCCAACGGCUUCAUGGAAGCUCGGGCGGAGACGGAGUGCACCUACACGGAUAGCAGCUUCAUCUCCCUGAUGCAGAUGCAUACUGAGCUUAUGACAGACUCCGUCCGUUCACGCUGCUCACAAAAAUCAAUCGAUCUGAACGUUCUGCUCAAGUGCUCACAAGCCGAAGCCCUAAAAAAAAUGUUGCUCUGCGGUCUCUCUUAUAACAAGCUUCUGGAGGACCAAAAGAAACAAGGCGAAUUUUACGUCACACCGACCACAUGCAGUUACCUUGCGGAAUUCCAGCACUGCAUGAUCGAAGUGGAGAGAUCAACCGGCUGCACAAAAUCGGAGCUUCAUUUGCACACGUCUACGGUACUCAACUUCUGGACGUGGAAUGUGGCUCCAUUAUGCGAAAGCGCCGCGUCCCUGCUGUUAAACGACGUUGAUCCCAAAUGUGACUUUCCGAAGAGCAUUCACAAAGCGCUGAUGUGUGGAAAGGAAUUUCAAGAGUACGCUGAACAGGCAACGUGGGAGAGUAUGACCUUCUCACAGUCAUGUUCGUCCCUGGAAACGUUCGACAAGUGUUUACAACGAGCACUGGAAGUCCGCCAGUGCAAGCAUAGCCUCGGAGCUCAAACGCAAAUCUCUCUAAUCAAAUCGAUGCUGCGGUCAGAAUAUAAAAUAAGCUGCACAAACAUGUAUCAGUCCGCCCCCGGACCGCCUGGCGAGCGUUCGGACGAGUACCUCUUGAGCGACUACAACUACUACUUUGGAGAAGAAAUAGCCCGAACUGAGGUCACUGAUAAACACAUUGAAGGUUUCGCCGAAGAUGACGCCAGGAGACGCGGAAUUCCAUUUGCAAAGCGGGCACGCUCUCACCUCAUGGACAAACUGGCCCGGCCCCUUCGGGACAAAAUUAAAACGCUGGGAUUCAAGAACGUUAUGAAUAUUGCGAAAAAGAGACUGAUAGGCUUGACUGAGGUUUUGACUUCAACGCCAGUUCAAUCAAACAGCAGCAAUUCAAGUAACGAGAUCAGUUCUACGCCAUCGUCCGUCAUCGUGGUUCCUGUUGUGGAGAACGACGACUCACUGUGUGACAUGACCGCGUACGAAAAAGAAAGUCAGCGAUGCAAUCGCUACAUUUCGGAACAAGCGAAAAGUUAUCGGAAGAACUUGAAAUACGUUCCAUCGGCCAACUCCAAGGGUCUCACAGAGAGCGUCUGCAAAAUGGCCGAGCACUACCGGGUGUGUCUGAGCGACGUGGCAGAGCGGCACCGAUGUCUGAUCAUGCUUGCCAGAACUCCCCGAAAAGUGGAGAAAAGUCUCGCGAAAGUUGGACUGGCUUUCUGCAGUUCGACCGCCACCGAUUCGGGCUCCUCUUUGCGUCGGAGUACUUCUCGUCUGACACUGGUUCUUAUCGUGGGCAUAUGUUGGAAGUUUAAGGCCUUAAAUUAA
Ixodes scapularis (black-legged tick) is the source of this 1446-nucleotide messenger RNA. RefSeq lists its product as uncharacterized. Bases 22 to 1446 code for a protein of 474 amino acids. The transcript has 8 exons. NCBI's taxonomy places the organism in Eukaryota, Metazoa, Arthropoda, Arachnida, Ixodida, Ixodidae. The record is from RefSeq and is a predicted model, not a curated record.